This is a messenger RNA of Nestor notabilis (Kea), 2167 nucleotides long. RefSeq names its product RNA binding motif protein 11 (gene RBM11). The transcript has 15 exons. Gene Ontology annotation, molecular function: mRNA binding. The record is from RefSeq and is a predicted model, not a curated record. The coding region runs from base 196 to 2103 and encodes 635 amino acids. Gene Ontology annotation, biological process: regulation of mRNA stability involved in response to oxidative stress; alternative mRNA splicing, via spliceosome. NCBI's taxonomy places the organism in Eukaryota, Metazoa, Chordata, Aves, Psittaciformes, Psittacidae. Gene Ontology annotation, cellular component: nucleus; cytoplasm; post-mRNA release spliceosomal complex.
GGUGAACGACCAAGCCAAAAUGAAAAAAGGAAAGAGAAAAGUGUCAAAAGAGGAGGAAAUCGCUUUGAGCCAUAUGCUAAUCCUGCUAAGAGAUACCGAGCUUUUAUUACAAAUAUUCCCUUUGAUGUGAAGUGGCAGUCUCUGAAAGACCUGGUCAAAGAGAAAGUUGGUGAGGUAACAUACGUGGAGCUCUUAAUGGACGCUGAAGGAAAGUCAAGGGGAUGCGCUGUUGUUGAAUUCAAGAUGGAAGAAAGCAUGAAAAAGGCUGCAGAGGUUUUGAACAAGCAUAGUCUUGGUGGAAGACCGUUGAAAGUGAAAGAAGACCCUGAUGGGGAGCACGCCAGGAGAGCGAUGCAGAAGGUCAUGGCAGCAGCCAGUGGAAUGGGGGUUGGUCCAGGCCCGGGUGGCCCCGGCAUGAUCAAUAUCCCUCCCAGUAUCCUCAACAACCCUAACAUACCCAAUGAGAUCAUCCAUGCUUUACAGGCAGGAAGACUUGGGAGCACUGUCUUCGUUGCAAAUUUGGAUUACAAGGUUGGCUGGAAGAAACUGAAAGAGGUGUUCAGCAUGGCUGGAGUUGUGGUUCGGGCAGACAUACUUGAAGAUAAAGAUGGCAAAAGUCGUGGCAUUGGCACUGUCACUUUUGAGCAAGCUAUAGAGGCUGUUCAGGCCAUAUCGAUGUUUAAUGGGCAGCUGCUGUUUGACAGACCAAUGCAUGUAAAAAUGGAUGAACGAGCCUUUCCCAAAGGAGACUUCUUCCCCCCAGAACGACCCCAGCAACUCCCUCAUGGUCUUGGUGGUAUUGGCAUGGGAUUAGGACCUGGAGGUCAACCUAUUGAUGCAAAUCAUUUAAACAAAGGCAUGGGAAUGGGCAACAUGGGACCUGGAGGAAUGGGAAUGGAAGGCAUGGGCUUUGGAAUGAAUAAGAUGGGAGGAAUGGAAGGUCCCUUCGGUGGUAUUGAGAACAUUGGCCGCUUCCCAGCUGGAAUGAACAUGGGCAGAAUGAGCGACAUGGAUCGUGCCAUGGGUGGAGGAUUUGAAAGAGAAUUUGGAAGAAAUGAAAUGGGAAUGUCUCGUAGUUUUGGAGAUACCUUAGAGAGAGGAAUAGGUGGUGGAAAUGCCAGCAUUCCUGGGAUUGAGAGGAUGGCACCUGGCAUUGAUCGUAUGGGCUCAGGAAUAGAAAGAAUACCUUCCGGGAUGGGGCAUGGGAUGGAGAGAGUAGGCUCAGAAAUGGACAGGAUGGGGCUUGUUUUAGAUCGCAUGGGCUCCAACGUGGAGAGGAUGGGAUCAGGAAUUGACCGAAUGGCCCCUCUGGGCAUAGAUCACAUUGCUCCCAACAUCGAGAGGAUGGGCCCAGCUAUUGAGAGGAUGGGAUCUGGCAUGGAACGCAUGGGCUCUGGCAUAGGCUUUGGCAUCGAGAGGAUGGGUGCUGGCAUCGACCGCGUUGGCGCCACUAUGGACAGAAUGGGAUCAGGUGUAGAACGGAUGGGCUCUGGCAUGGAUAGAAUGGGUAUAGGCAUUGAGCGUAUGGUCCCUGCUGGAAUGGGAACUGGAAUGGGUCAGGUGAUAGAGAGGAUGCCGGCCGGUUUGGAUCGCAUAGGUGCCACUCCUAUGGAAAGAAUAGGAAUAGAUCGUAUGGGAGCUGCUGGCAUGGAGAGGAUGGGCUUGGAGCGCAUGGGAGCCACUAAUAUGGAGAGGAUGGGCCCUGCUAUGGGGCAGGGCAUGGGAGCAGGCAUAGAGCGAAUGGGACUGGCCAUGGGAAGCAAUUUUGAAAGAACAAUGGACAUGGAACGUGGAAACUUUGCAGGCAAUUUUGCAGGCUCCCUUGGAGGAACUGGAGGACCUGCAGCUGGGGUGGCCAGGAAAGCCUGUCAGAUAUUUGUGAGAAACCUGCCUUUUGAUUUUACAUGGAAAAUGCUGAAAGAUAAAUUUAAUGAAUGUGGCCAUGUGCUGUACGCUGACAUCAAGAUGGAGAAUGGGAAGUCCAAAGGCUGUGGGGUGGUGAGGUUUGAGUCCCCCGAGGUGGCGGAGCGCGCCUGCCGCAUGAUGAACGGGAUCCAGCUCCGGGGCAGGGAGAUCGACGUGCGAAUCGACAGGAAUGCUUAAUAAGGAAUUGCCUUUUUAACACUGCUCCCCCAGUUUUGGAAUUUGUAUUUGGGUUUUUUUUGUU